This is a messenger RNA of Engraulis encrasicolus (European anchovy), 4736 nucleotides long. It is a transcript of the gene cep170ab, whose product is annotated as centrosomal protein 170Ab. NCBI's taxonomy places the organism in Eukaryota, Metazoa, Chordata, Actinopteri, Clupeiformes, Engraulidae. The coding region runs from base 170 to 4516 and encodes 1448 amino acids. The transcript has 22 exons. The record is from RefSeq and is a predicted model, not a curated record. Gene Ontology annotation, cellular component: centriole. Gene Ontology annotation, molecular function: protein binding.
CAGCGAGCGAUGAUAUAUGCAGAAAGCCACACCGGGGAUAUUUUUUGUGUGUCUCUGUCGCAAAAAACGCCAAGGAACACUAAAACGGCGGAAUGUCUCAUUGAGUGAAAUGGCUUAGAGAGGUCCAAGUUCAGUGCGACGGAGGAGGUUGUAACCGAGCAACGCAGCGAUGAGUCUCACUUCCUGGUUCCUGGUGAACACCGGCGGCACCCGCCACCGGCUGCCCCGGGAGAUGAUCUUUGUAGGCCGUGACGACUGUGAGCUCAUGCUUCAGUCUCGUAGUGUUGACAAACAGCAUGCUGUCAUCAACUACGACCCUGGUACAGAUGAGCAUAAAGUCAAGGAUCUAGGAAGCUUGAAUGGAACAUUUGUGAAUGAUGUCAGGAUUCAGGAGCAGGUCUACACCACUUUGAGGAUCGAUGACAAGCUGAGGUUUGGCUACGAUACCAACCAAUUCACGGUGGAGCGAGGGGAGCUCCAAAUUCCCGAGGAGGCACUUAAGCAUGAGAAGUUCACCAGUCAGCUGCAGCUGGCCAAGAAGCCGGUGGUGGAGAGCGGAGAAAGAAGUAGGCAGGAGCCCAAAGCGGCGGCAGCAGUAGCAGAGGGAGGCGGCAGCAGCAGCGAGGGCCCGGCCAGACCUCCAGAGCCGCCCAAAGGAGACGAGAAGACCGCAGCUGAUAUAGCCGUGUUGAAAAGGGGCACUCCCCUGUAUGGCCAGCCAUCGUGGUGGGGGGACGGCGACGCUGAUGAUGAGAACUCGGUAAAACAGGACAACAGGCCAGACGCUAAACAGGCCAGAACUGCUCCAGAUGCUAAGGAUGCUCCAAAAGCGGGAGUGGCUCAGGCCUCCAGUCAGACUCCCCAAGGGCCGCAGGAGCCCAGCUACUUCGAGAUCCCCUCCAAGGAAGGCCCUCCCUCUGCAGCCAACGCUGGCGAUCCCCACCCCAAAGGCACCAACCACACCAAAGCAACAGACCCCGCCUCCUUGUCCCAAGAGGCCGCCGCCCACGGCCACGCCUCCUUCACCAUCGACUUUGACACGCUGGCACCGGGCAAGGUCACCGUCAAGGACAGGGGAGGGGCAAAGGUCAGCGGAGGUCAGGCUGGUGGCCAGGAGCAGCGUGAUCGGCCGCGUCCGAAGAGGGGAGCAGGGGAGGAGCUGAGUGCCCUGCAGGCGGCCAUGGUGGCGGCCGAGGUGAAGGUCGCUGAUUGGCUGGCCCAGAACGAGCUGCCGUUGGCCAGGACGGACUCAGUGGCGGACGACGAUGGGGACAGUGUCAAGAGCGACGUGCCGGUCCAAUUGAAGAGUUUACGAGGCAGUAAACAUGAGGACGGCACCCAGAGUGACUCUGAGAACCUCCUGGGCGACCAGUUCAGUGCCCGCCGAGCCUUCAUGCAGGAGCGCGCCGCUAUACGUGGGUUACGCUCUGGCCUCGCCAGCAGGGCCGACGGAGCCUUUGCCACUUCCAACGCCACUGCUGUUGCCCGCAGCCACGGCCGUGAUGCCGACCCGCUACGCAAACACCGCCCCCCGGUGGUGGCCAAGAAGUUCGCACCCAUAGGCGGAGAGGCUGCGGCAAAGGGUGUGAGCUCCGCCGCUACGUCCACCGCAGCAGCUAGUGCCUCCCCCCAUCGAUCUCCGAAAUCGGGGCCGUCGUCGUCAUCCGCUGGAGGGAGGAGGGAUCCGAGCGUCGACCCAUCCUCAAUGAGUCAUCCUCAUGGCGGCAGGGGUGGUCGGCAUAGCGAUGACCUUAGCGACAGAGGCACGUACACCAUCGACUUUGAGAACGGGAGCCAGGAGGUGGAGGAGGCCAGGCGGAUGAUUGACAAGGUCUUGCCAGAGGACUGUGUGGUGGUAGGAGGUCCGCGCUGGGUCUCCCAAUGGGCGAGUUUAGCGGCCAGUCACGUCAGGACAGAUCCGGAAGGCUCUGGAGCUGAAUCACACGCAUAUGUCACCGAUGAGAAAGCUGAUGUCAGUGAAGUCUCCCACAGCUCCACUUCGGUGCCCUCGUCCACCCAGACCGAACGCAAGCGGCGCACGCUACCCCAGCCCCCGUUGGAGGAGAUGGCCCUGGACACCAGUGGCUCCAGAGGCAGGCCUGCCAGGUGGCCUCCCACCUCUGAGAAGCAGGACACCGAGACCCAGGAGAAGGAAAGCAGCCACUUCCAGGGUCCCUCCAGGGCCAGCCACAGGGUGGUCGGAGGCCCCCCAGUGAUCGAUGAUCAAUCUGGGGCAAGGGGUUCCAAGCAAGGCCCAGGAGGAGGAGCGGCCUCUGAUGGAGGACGGAGGUCCACCAGCCAGCACAGUGGCUCCCCUUGCAAGUCUGUUGGGGGAAGCGGGGAUCGGAAGAGCAUGGACGGACGGAAGACGAAGAAAGGGGAGGAGGACAAGGAGAAGUCGGGCAAGCCCUUGCUGAGGCAGGAGAGCUUCACAGUGGACAGACCCAGCACCAACGUUCCUCUAGAGCUCAUCCCCUGCAUCGACACCCUCACCUCCUCUGCCUCCACGCAGACGCGAGAACCGGGGACCGCAAACGACGGUGUCGACGCCGCCACUUUACUUAGAGACAACGAGGCUGUGGCGGCUUUCCUGGAGACCACGUUGUCGGACCUGGCAGACCCGCCGAGCUACUCCAUGGGCUCCAUGUCCCCGGAGUCAGACAUCGACACCACCAGCACCAUCAGCCUUGCCGGGGGCGAGGGAGGCCGCAAGGUGGGCCAGAAGAGACGGCAGGCGGCCGGGCAGCAGAGGGUUCCUGGGGGUGCUGCUGGAAAGGGUGGUGGUGGUGGAGGUGGAGGUGGGACGCAAGAUAAGGCACGGUCAUCCCAUGCGGGGCCGGGGGCACCGGUGUCGCGUUCUCGAGCCUGGACGUCCCUAGAGCUGACCGACGAUGACCUGAAUUCCUCGCUGCUGUCGGACACUCAGCCUCCUGCAACCGCUGCCGCUGCUGCGACUUCCAGGGGUCGCGGCGGACAAGCCCAGUCUGGUGGUUCUAAAGCAGAACCAGGAAGGGCUGGCAGAGGGAGGACCACGUCCGGUUCGCCCUCUGGUGUCUCUUCUUCCACCUCCACGCCUGCUGCCGCCGCCACCACCAAGCCCUCCGCUGCUCUGCGGCCAAGGCCGACUCGUGCCUCCAUCCUCCGCAGGGCGCGUCUAGGGGACACCCCCGAGGUGGACGUAGGCGACGUGGACCGGAUGUCCGUGGCGUCUGACGCCUCCACGGCCUCCACAGCCUCGGUCUCCAGGCCCGCGGCUCCACGGCGGACGCUCUCCCGCAUCGAGGCGCUGGCGCAGCCCAGAAGGCCUCGCGUGUGCUCGCCGUCGGCCAGGAGCGAUUCGGAGGCCACCUCCAGUCGCACCAGGGGAUUGGCCGUGCGACCUGCCCCAGAGAGCGCACCACGUUCGGGCUUCAGGUCUGGCGGACACCCGUCUACUGUGGGCGCUGCUCCAAGAGCCAGGGCGAACAGUGCUUCGAAACUGCCCGAUAAGUCGGCUGUCAGCUGCUACAAUAACAACGCGUCUGCAGCGGGGGGUAAUCGAUGGCGGCGGAUGCCUAUCGAGUACACCUCCACCUCCGAGGACGAGUUUGGCUCCAACCGCCACUCGGGCAAGAGCGGGCGCCCCCGUCCUCUGGCUCCCAGGGUCACCCAGCUGGGCGGCUCGGCCCCCGCCACCCCCAGCCCCAUGGGCAUGAGACGCCACUCUCGCGACCAGGACGACUACAUGCGGGACUGGACUGCACACAGCGAGGAGAUCGCAAGGAUCAGUCAGGACCUGGCCAAGGACCUGGCCAUGCUGGCUCGGGAGAUUCACGACGUUGCGGGUGAGAUCGAUUCAGUCAGUCCCUCAUCGGCUGCCGAUGCCUCUACCCUGGAUGACCGUGUGUUUGUGGACAGCCUGGGCAGUGCCCCUGAGAUCAGUAUGGCAGCGGUGGAGCUCCGCCCCCCCCACGCCAGCAACGGGCAGGAUCUACGGGCACUCAGACGACGCACCUGGAACCGAGACGAGGCUGUGAUGGAUAGUCUGCUGUUGGCCUCGGUGUCGCAGCUCUCCGCCAAAAUCAGACAGGCAGUGGAGAAGACGGCCAGCAAGAUACGGAUCCUGUUUAAGGACAAGGACAGGAACUGGGAGGAGAUACAAAACAAGAUGCAGAUGGAGCUGGAGAUGCCCCUCCUCAAGACGUCCAACUUGGAGAUCUCCUCCAUUUUGCAAGAUCUGAAGAGGAUAGAGAAGCAGCUAGUUGUCAUAGAUGUCAUGGUGGACCCAGACGGGACUCUGGAUGCCCUCAGCAGCCUGGGCCUCGCCGGUGCUCUACCCUCCUCCUCCUCCGAGCAGCACAGGGUCAGCCCAAGCUCCCAAGCCCCAAGCACAGGCCCUCUUCCUGGGGAAGGCGCCUCCAAUGUCCCCCUACCACCCGCCGACACAGCUCCAGUGGUGGCUGAACGAGACAUGGGCCUAGAUGUCAACAGCAACGCCACAGGCGGACAAGAGAGCUCUGUGCCUCCCCUCCAGUGAAGGGAAGGAAGGGAGGAGGGCAGUCGUUUGUCUUCAAUUGGACCAUUAAGCUUGGACACGCCAAGAUGGCUCUGUGUGCUUGUCCAAUGAUGACCAAUGCACUACCACUGGGACUCUUUAUGUUAGCUAAUGAGACGUGGAAAUUGAACAGAGCAGACAAAGUUACCGGAUAUAUUCGUUAAACCUUCAAAUUGCCCAUGUGUUCAGUAAGUGCUUAGGU